GAACAGGGAACCACAGCAAUGCUGACAAAGAGUGCAAGAUCUAUUCCGAGAAGGCCGUUGACAAGCACAAAACAACGGCAGCAACAGAAACGACGACGGAUAGCAYCAGUGGAACGUGAAUGAUGCAGCGGCGAUCUUAUCUGUCCGCCAUAUUGGUUUGCGCACUAAUCGCCGUGCAAUUUAUGACCGGCGGCGUCAACAUUGCUCUGGUCGGAUUACCCGAAUCGUGGUCCGCAUCCUGGUCCGCAUCGUGGUGKUACCAGUCGUUGUUGAYCUCCUCGGUGGCGACGGAUUCGACGUCUUUGCCGUCUUYGGCCUUCCUCUCGUCCAUGAAUCUGACUCGAGAGGACCUCUACGAGCGAAAUUUUUUCUACCAGGCAUGGAUGGCCGACGCAAAUACAAAACGGAACGCAAGCGAAGAUGCAGUGGCACAAUUGAACCCAAUCGAUGGCAACGACCAGAAGAUGCGUAUGUCCCAUCCUCUUGCACCAAUGGAUGUACUGAUUCGAUACAUAUCCGAACACUCCCACCAGCGAUURGAGCAGGAGUGGAACGAAGCAUGCCAACACAACACGCAGCAACAGCAAGGCGCAACAGCGAGCGCUUGCAGGCUUGAYGAGACGACCGGAAGCCACAGAAAAUACCUGGUCGCCUCCUACUCGUGUCCCAUCGAAUCGGGGAAYCGGUUGCAUCGGUUUAUGCAUGGUCUCAUGUGGGCYGUGCUGACCAACCGGACCUUUCUCUGGAGGUACCAAACCAAGGAAAUMUGCGAGGAAUACGAUGAGCCCGCAUGUGCAAACGAAUACAACAYUAACCUGAUCACCGGCCCMUCCGAUUGCGAUGGAAUGCUGGAACGGAGCCCAUGGAUCCCUUCCUACGACGAAUGGAGGGACCGGCUCGGGAUGGCAAAAGACCACAGCGACCUGGUCCGGGCCCAAACCCACAAGGAUAAGGCAGACGCCACGACGCAGCCCUACGACGACCCGGAUGGUAGCGGUGCCAUUCGCGUUUUGCGAAGCGGGAAGCAGGUKCUUCUCAAUCCCGGUGACAUCCUGACGGUUCCCAUUUCGAAAACAAAAUUCCUGGUGCAGCCCGAAAGCCGGGAGCGGCUCCGGGAUCUGCGGACGGAGGGGAUCUACUUUUUAUACGGAAUGCUCUUCGAGUCGAUCUUUACCAUGGACCCCAGCUUGGAUCCGSCCCCCGAGCUCUUGCACACCCACCCGUCGUUUGCGGCCAAGGCCAACUCCACGGGUGGCAACGACCCGGCAGUAACAACAACAGACACGGAAACCAUCUUUAUUCAUUCGCGGCACAGCGGUCAGCAUGCAGACGAUUACGUCUGGCCAGACCACAUGUGCCUCGAGCGWCUAUAUCCAUCGAACGAGACCGAUUCGUCGUCCUGGUCUGCAGUCCAAGCAUACCUGCGCCAGCCACGCCCCGCACGCUGCCACAUCUACGUCAUGUCCGAUCGAUCCAUCACGUUGAAGCUACUGCACGAAGAGAUAGAGAACAUGACGGRCUGUACUAGCUCGUCUWYGGACCAAGCCCCUGGCAACAACAGCACGGCAACAAAGACGACCGGUGUGAGUUUUCGAUCGGAGCACGGUGUACGGGCCGGGAGGGGCUACUGGGAGGAUGUGGCGCUGGCAGUUCACGCACGAAACGGAAUGAUUGCAUUUAGCAUGUAYCAUCGUCACCAAGGCCUGGUCAGGACCAGCACGGCGCUCKUGCGAGAGAUCAUAGAAUUUCGGAGGCGGAUGGAGCACCAUCGCCACCACGAGAACGGCGGACCCGCCCGGGCACUGCCCGAGUUUUACGAGUGCACGAAUCCAUGGGUUGACGACAAGAACUUCAAUAUAAGGAAGAACAGGAAAGAAAGAGAAGGAGGGCAACGAUGAYGGCUUCCAGACGAUGCUACAAAUACAUUUUUGUAGAGAUAGAGAUAGUGUUAGGUUGCUGUUAUUCAAUACCACAGUUUUGAGAAAACUUAUACGAUCGUAGUAAUUAUGGAGAAUGAUUGUAUUACACCAUGAUGUUGUACGCUUUCCAUUCCUCACUUUAUCAUAAUAUUACAAGUAACACUAAGAGAAGAGUAAAAAAGACAAAGUAUU
Pseudo-nitzschia multistriata is the source of this 2111-nucleotide messenger RNA. The record is from the annotation of a GenBank genome assembly. Lineage: Eukaryota; Bacillariophyta; Bacillariophyceae; Bacillariales; Bacillariaceae.